AUGGCAUCAAUCGAAGAACAAUACCCGCGACUGGUCCAACGAGAAUGUCGGAAUCCAGCUUGUCCCAACCCCAACACAGAUCCCAUGAAGCUCAAGGACUGCUCUAGAUGCCACCAGGCAUGUUAUUGCUCCAAAGAGUGCCAAGUAGCAAAUUGGAAGGAACACAAAGUAGAAUGCAAAGCAUGCGUCAAUCAGGGAGCCAAAUUGAUGGCCAAACAAGAUCAGGGUCCAGCUGCAGGCAGAUGGGUCAUGGGAAAAGAACGCAAACAAGAUCUUUGGAACGAGUGGAAGGCAAGCAUGCCCCUACAUUUGAUUCCUCCAGAAUGUCGCGGCGACCGUGAGGAAGCCAUGGAAAUUCUGGGUGUGACGCGUGAUCUCAUGACGGGGAUUGCCAGUAGGGGCCUGGGUUCCGUUGAUGGAACGACGAGAAGCAUUGGACGAAGAUAUCAAUUAUAA
This is a messenger RNA of Cylindrotheca closterium, 456 nucleotides long. NCBI's taxonomy places the organism in Eukaryota, Bacillariophyta, Bacillariophyceae, Bacillariales, Bacillariaceae. The record is from the annotation of a GenBank genome assembly.